AUGAUCGCUAAGUUAAUUCGGUUCGCCUGCCUUAUCGGCUUUGCUAGUGCCAGCGGUUGGCAUGGCUCUGAUUACUCCGCUAUCGGCUACGGAUCUAGUAUUGGCUAUGGUCACGGUGGUUACUCAACCUACGUCUCUCCUUCUUACGCUGCACCUCUUGUCUCAAAAGCUGUCUACGCUGCACCAGUUGUCGCUAAAGCGGUCGUCCCUGCAUAUUCAUACGCUCCAUAUGCGCCAGCAAUUUCUACAGUAUCCCGUUACCAAGUUCACUCAUCACCGAUUAUCAAGUCUUACGUUGCUGCUCCUGUGGUAAAAUCCUAUAUUGCCGCUCCUGUAGUGAAAUCUUAUGUCGCUGCACCUAUUGUUAAGUCAUAUGUAGCUCCAGUUUCUUCCUACUCAUCGUAUUCUUCUGCCUAUCCAAUUGCCAUUGGCCACGGCUACAGCAGUGGUAAUGCCGGCAUCAGUAGUGACUAUUUGGGCAGCUACUCUGGCUAUGGUUAUGGUGGCUAUGGAUCCAAAUACUUGUGGUAA
Messenger RNA from Arctia plantaginis, 531 nucleotides. NCBI's taxonomy places the organism in Eukaryota, Metazoa, Arthropoda, Insecta, Lepidoptera, Erebidae. The record is from the annotation of a GenBank genome assembly.